Messenger RNA from Pieris macdunnoughi, 315 nucleotides. The record is from the annotation of a GenBank genome assembly. NCBI's taxonomy places the organism in Eukaryota, Metazoa, Arthropoda, Insecta, Lepidoptera, Pieridae.
AUGAGCCGGUCGACUUCUCAAAGGUCGAAUGUUAGAAUAGCAACGAGGAUAUUAGACAAUUAUGAAGCGGAAACUGGCAACAGCUUUGAUAAACCUAAAAAAAGUAAUUCGAGGAAGUCAUUAAAUGUGACGACCUUUUCGGCUCCCACGGAAAGUGUUCCACCAAUAUUGGAUGCUGUGGUAGAACCAGUAAUUGAAACAAUAGCAUCGGUAAAAGAAAUACAACCUAUAGAAUCACCAAAGCAACAAGAACCUUCAGGGAUGGAAUUUAUGCAAGAGGAGAUUUCGGAACGAUUUUCAAACGAAGAACUUUAA